Molecule: messenger RNA, 345 nt
Organism: Pollicipes pollicipes
Lineage: Eukaryota; Metazoa; Arthropoda; Thecostraca; Pollicipedomorpha; Pollicipedidae
Product: histone H3.3-like
Exons: 1
Coding region: 1-345 (114 amino acids)
Cellular component (GO): nucleosome
Molecular function (GO): structural constituent of chromatin; protein heterodimerization activity; DNA binding
Source: RefSeq, a predicted model, not a curated record
AUGAUUUUCGAUCAAUGUUUGUCAAAUGCCACAGGCGGCGUCAAGAAGCCUCAUCGCUACCGUCCGGGCACGUUGGCUCUUCGCGAGAUCCGUCGCUACCAGAAGAGCACGGAGCUGCUCAUUCGUAGGCUGCCGUUCCAGCGCCUGGUACGCGAGAUUGCGCAGGACUUCAAGACGGACCUGCGCUUCCAGAGCAGCGCUGUCAUGGCUCUGCAGGAGGCCAGCGAGGCGUACCUGGUCGGUCUGUUCGAGGACACGAAUCUGUGCGCCAUCCACGCCAAGUGGGUGACCAUCAUGCCCAAGGACAUCCAGCUGGCGCAUUGCAUUCGUGGCAAGCGUGGUUAA